UCACACCACUUCGUCUUGGUGCUGGAGCCGCGUCCGCUGCUGGGAUGCUACUUGGCCUCGGUAGCAUAUCGGCCGCCCAGCCAUCCCGUUGAUCACCUCCUCUAGGUGCUGUAUCGCUUGGACGCUCUGUCCUUGAUGCCAUUGCGCUAGACAGGCUUGUAGGCACUCGAACAACAAGACGAACGUGAAUCCCAGCUCCGAAGAGCCCUGAAACGACACACAGACAGGCAGAGGGCGACUUCAGCGCACAGAUCUCACGAGAAUGUGAAUGGGGGUGCUCACCUUUUGUGUUGUUGUUGAAAUGGCGAUGCGAUGAUGCUAGAAGGUGCAGGGGGAGAAGACUGCGUGUGUGUUCUCACCGCCUCCCUGAUCAGCAAAGUCGCCAU
This is a messenger RNA of Vitrella brassicaformis, 386 nucleotides long. Lineage: Eukaryota; Vitrellaceae. The record is from the annotation of a GenBank genome assembly.